ACUUUUCAGCAUUUUAACUUAAAAAUAGGUUAAUGGCAUUGAACUUUAGUUUAAAGUCUGGGUAAGUGGGUAAAUCGUUGAUAAUUCCUCAAUAACAAUCAUUAAACUCUAUUCUAUUCUAUUAUAUAACUGAAUAAAUAUAAUGGAAAAAUAAAUUAACGAAACAAUUAAUAAAAAAGGAAGGAUCUUGUUGGUAGAGUUUUAAAUUUGAAAUUUUUAUCUUUGGAUUAGUUAAGUCAAUAAUAUUAAAGGUAGGUAGAGUUCUUGUUCAAAAGGACCUUAACCAUUGGUAGAUAGAAAAAAACACCCAUAUAUUUAAUACACCGGGUGUACUACUCUCUAUCUGCCUCUACUCUAUUCCAUUGGUAUCGUCAUGACAACGAAAUUUCGGAUGGGUAGAACAGCAAAGGAGGAUAACAAGUUUUUAUUAUAAUGGCGAGUAGGGAGGGGUAAACCGAUGCUCUUUCUCUCUGUUCCGAAAGUACAGCCCACUUACAUAUUGCUCUCUCUAUCUUCAAUAUUAUCGCUAUGGUAACGGUACACCCCACCCACCAUAAUCAGUAUUACAAUUUACUUAUGAUGGAAUCAGCGUUGCCACACUAAACAUUGUUAUCAGAUUAUAACCUACUUUUUACAGUUUUUGAUAAUUUCAUCGUUAUACAAUUUUUUAUUUGGUCAAAUAAAUUCAUAUUUUAUUUUUGUUUUGCGUCAUCUAGUCUUGUUGUAGCAAAAAUAUGUGAUAUGUUUAUCAUUUUUUAUCGAUUUAAUACAAUUUGGAAAAUAUUUUAGGUACAUAUAGAUAGUAUGUGAAACUGCAUGUAUCUGCCUCACUGAAUAUCAUGGUACAAUUAUAAAAUUGUGAUUGUAUUUGUUGAUAAUCAUUUUUGAUUUAACAAAAAAUAUGUAUUUCUCUUUAAAAUACAUUUCUUUUUCUUCCUUCAUUGCAAUUAUUAUUGUUACUACAUAUUUAAUUUAUAAAAAACACUUUGUCGAAAGAAAUAUUUUAACAUAAUUUUAAAGAAAAUCUGAUAGCUUUGGCAACACUGUGUCUUAAUUUCGUCAAUGGCACCUGACAACGCUGAUAUGCUGCAGUUUAUCUAUGUAAUUAUCAAAUUGUGAAAUCUCUUUGCUGUAAUCAUUGGAAUUUCUACCGCGAUAGGGAUUUGUCACAAUACACGUUCAAAUAAUCAUCAUUUUCACGAUGAAUUCUAUAGAUUUUACAAGUAAAGCCAUUGUUUUUAUAACGGGGGCUUCCAGAGGUAUAGGACGAACAAUUGCUAUCGAAAUAUCAAGAAAAUUGGAGCAGAAUUCAAUUUUAAUAUUACUAGCUAGAUCUAAAUCCGGCUUGGAAGAAACUAAAACUCAAAUCGCCGAGGUGGAUAAGUCAAUAACAGUGGAAACAAUCGCAGUAGAUUUAUCUAAACCAGACAUUAAUGAGUAUAAUGAUAUUUUCAAAAAGGUAUUAAGCAAUGUUGAUACUAAAGAUAUUAAAACCGCGAUAUUUUUCCACAAUGCUGCUCAUAUUGGAACAAUUAAAAAGACUACAGAUUUAACAGACUUGGAAGUUUGGAGAGAAUAUUACGAUCUGAAUAUGUUUUCAUGCGUAUUAUUGAAUAAUGUAUUUGUUAAGCAUAUGAGACCCGUUGCUCCACAACUUUGUGUUAUAAAUAUUAGUUCAUUGGCAGGAAAAACUCCUUUAUCAAACUUGGGAAUGUAUGGUUCUGGUAAAGCUGCCCGAGAAUUAUUUUUCAAAGUAUUCGCCUUGGAGGAACCAAAUAUUAUUGUAUUUAAUUAUAGUCCAGGUCCUGUAGACACCGAAAUGUUUGACAGUAUUGUACAAACUGCUCAAUCUGAGGAUGUCAGAAAUUCCUUCAGGGAGAUUAAGAAUAGUAGUGUCCUUACUCCUGCGAAGACAGUAAAUAAGUUGCUCGAUAUAAUCGAAAAGGGUGAUUUCAAAAGUGGAGAUUGCAUUGAUUAUUACGAAAGAUAAAGGAUUCUAUCAAAUAUGGUUUAUUUUAACAAAACUGGUUAUUACAUGAGCUUUUUAUGGACAUUAUGUACCCCAAGUUGAGGUAUGAAAUUAAAGACAACGUUUUAUUCUUAUAUUAAAUAUAUUAAUUGAUAUGAAAUUUGAGUAUAACGAAAUUUUUGACAUAUUCUGAAUUUACAAGACGUUAAUGUUUUUUUGUAAAGUAUAUUUUAUAUAGAUUUUUAUUGUUUUGAGAUCUUUUUAAUAUCAUAUAGUUUAUUGCUAUUAAAUAAUAACUAUUUUUUCUAUGUAUUAUAAUAUUCGAAUAAAUUUUCAAAAGCA
Diorhabda sublineata is the source of this 2311-nucleotide messenger RNA. Its product is annotated as sepiapterin reductase. Gene Ontology annotation, biological process: tetrahydrobiopterin biosynthetic process. The transcript is spliced from 3 exons. The coding region runs from base 1202 to 1990 and encodes 262 amino acids. Gene Ontology annotation, molecular function: sepiapterin reductase (NADP+) activity. Lineage: Eukaryota; Metazoa; Arthropoda; Insecta; Coleoptera; Chrysomelidae. The record is from RefSeq and is a predicted model, not a curated record.